Anopheles merus is the source of this 4131-nucleotide messenger RNA. RefSeq lists its product as uncharacterized. Gene Ontology annotation, molecular function: chitin binding. NCBI's taxonomy places the organism in Eukaryota, Metazoa, Arthropoda, Insecta, Diptera, Culicidae. The transcript is spliced from 5 exons. Bases 1279 to 2415 code for a protein of 378 amino acids. Gene Ontology annotation, cellular component: extracellular region. The record is from RefSeq and is a predicted model, not a curated record.
GUGCGAGGGUAUAUUGACAAGUCAAAUUUGGUGAAGCACAUGAAUGAUGUGGAGUGAACGAACAAUUUGGUGGUGUAUUGUUUUUUUAUGCGUGAAACAGGGAGUUUCGCAGAAUGUUUCGAGCUUGAGUAAAGUGAGUGAAAACUGUGAAUCCGGAAAACGACAAGACUGUGCUGAUUGUCGCACAGUGAAAAUUUGUAGCUAUGAUCAAACCGUUUUAACAAGUUACAAAUGUCAAGAUGUGGAGCCUGAUAAGCCUUAUUGUGUUGGAAGUGGUAUAUGUUCUUCAGAAUAUGAUUCAGAAAGCGCCUGUGGUGUGGCAGAUGAUCUGUGUCCUUCAACAAAAGCUGGAUUUUAUCCAGACCCUUCCAACUGUACGCAGUAUAUUUAUUGCGAUGAGAAAAAAAUAGCAACGCCUGUGAGUUGUCUUGCUGCCAAUAAUGCCUAUAACCAUUCGUCUUCAUCGUGUUUCCUUCGAAAAGUGCUAGACGAUUGCUUCCAAGUGAAUUGUGAAUUGCUGCAGAAUCGUAAUAAAUGGUUUAUUUAUAAACCAUUUCCUCAAUUUUACUUCUUUUGCUCAAUGAGUGGCCUGCCUGUGAUGUUUGAAUGUCCUCGCGAGUUCGAGGUGUAUGAUGUGAAACUGCAACGAUGCAAGUUUGAAUGUCGAGAAAGUGGUCGUUUUCCGUAUCCGGGAGAUAACAAAAAAUACUACGAAUGUGUCUACGUCACACCUUUCAAGUUGGAAUUGUUCGAGCAGCGGUGUCCAUUGCAGCUUACAUAUGACGAAGAAAAAAGGAUCUGCAAUGUAAAGUGAAAUGACAAUUAAAUAAAUUGUGUUCAUGGGUAAUAAACCUAACGUUACGAUACCUUCGUAAAAUAUUGUUGUUAAUUAAUAUAGUUAAUCUACAAUAUGGUGGUACAAUUGUUAAAUGGUAUCCGUUGAUUUAAUGUGCGUUGCACGGCACUCAAUAAUCUGAUAUUAUAUAAAUCUAUGGACAGGUCAUGAAGAUUUCACAAUAUAUAUUAUUCAUCAUUUUAACAAAGGAGCCCCUUUAAUCUUCAAUUUACACGACUCAAUAUUCUGAUUUCUAAAAACGCUUCCAUGUUUGUCAGAAUGAUUAGAAACAAUUCACACAUACUUAUUGCGAUGUAAAAGUAGGGCUGACGGCAAUUUCAACGCAAACAAACGGGCGAAUAAAUAGCGUUUGUAGCGCUUUUUCCGCUGAUUUGAAUGAUUUCAGGUUUCAAUAUCAGAAAGCAUUCACAUCGUCAAUAACCAUGGUGAAAUAUAGAACGGUGUGCCUGUGCCUAUUCUUUUUUAUUCUGCAGAUGCUCGUACUAGGUGCAUCCGACGGGCAAGGUAUUUAUUCGGACUAUCUGGAUACAAAUCUUUUUGACCCGCAAAGCUCUUCUGAGGAAAUGAUAUCGCCGGAUAAUGACGUGCCAAGUUCAUUAUGGUACAGUACUUCAUACAGUUUACCACUCUCGCCACAAUUUAUAGAUAGAAACUUGACUGGAAGCUGUACUAAUACUUCCACGAUCGUGUGUACCGGAUGUCGACGCGUGCGCGUCUGCAUUCCAGGGAUCAGUGAUCAGUCAUUGCUGCCGGAAAACAAUUGUCCCUCGGGCACGUUCUGUAAUUCGAUCGAUGCUGGUACCAGUGGAGCAUGCCUGGCUACUGUAGAUCCCUUGUUUCCAGAGUGCAGAUAUACAACAGGAAUCGGCGAGGGUAAUGGAGCAAAUAGUGGCAACAAAGUUGGUUUACUUUGCACGGGAUUGGGAGUAUUUCCCGAUCCCCAGGAUUGCAUGAAAUUCCACUACUGUACAUCUGUUGGAAGCUACGCCCGGUUGUUCAAAUGUCCGUCGGGUUACGUAUAUAACUCGAAAAAGAAAACCUGCAGCAGAAACACUCAAUGUCAAACGAUACGAUGUCGUCCAAAUGGAAGAUCUAUAUUUAUACCGUUUCCACAGGAUCCUACAUACUAUGCGUAUUGCAAUUACAACCGUCACCGAAAUCGACCAGUGUUGAGGAACGUGGUGGUGUACAAAUGUACCGAUGGCUCGGAAUUUAAUGCAUUGUCUAAUAGCUGCGUAUUUAAGUGCUCGAGGGAAGGUUUUUUGCCAAAACCCGGCGAUCCCACGAAAUUUUACUGGUGUCGAAGAGUUAGUGGCAAUUUGUUUGGGUAUGAGCAAGUGUGUCCAGGUCUGGGAUCUUUAUUUAGUGCCAAGCUUGGAAUUUGUUUACCACCACUUGUCACCACCACUACGGAGAUGUCGCAAAUGAUGAGUGAAAGUAGUUCCACUACUGAAUUAAUCGAGCAGCAAACAGAGAGUUCAAAUUUACCAACCGGGUCAGACGAACCAGUGCAGUUUCCCCCUUGGCCUCAAUGGUCCUCAUUUCCCGUAUUGUUGUAAUAUGUAAUGUUACCAUUGUGAAAUUGAUAGUAUAUAAAUGAAAUAAUGGUGGAUAAUGGAUAAUGGAUUCUUUCGUCUCAUCUAAUACCAAUUAUCUAGUCUGGACAGUUCCUCCGUUAGCAAGGAUUGAGUAUCUGGAUGCUUAGGAAAAUAAGUUUAUUGAUCAAUGUGUAAGUCUAGUAUUUGCGCGUUGAAGCCAUCAAGAAAUUAAAAAAAUGAUUUAGUAGUGCUGCUCAUUUAAAUUCUAUGCAAUAUUAUCAGUUUUUAUAUUCAUCACCAGAUUAAGUUGUUCUAUCUAUUAUCAUGGGCUAAGUGCACAAUACAAUAAACAAUUUGAAUUCAUUGUAUUUUGUGUAGGAUUUAUGCUGAUGUUUAUCACUCCUUUCAGAAAAAAAGAUAAAAUAAAUAUGUUGUCAGAGAUUUACAAUUAUUUUAUAAUUACCGUUCCAAUCGAAACAAAAAAGAAAAGAGAAAUCUUGUUCCCGCAUUAUCCAUAAUUGGAGCGUGUAGUUGUCAAAUGAUGAAAUCGACUUAAAUCUAUCGGUGUGAUAAAAAGUUUCUCUUAAAAAAGUCAUUCAAUGUAAUCGAUGCACUUUAUAAAAUUUGGGAACUAGAUAGUCGUGGGUCAUACAAUUCAUUUCAAGAUCCGACCCGGAGUCGGUUUCGAGACUGUUGGAAUAAAUUCGGCCCCGGCGAUCCAGCGGGUGCGCUAGGUCGGUGUCGGAAUCAAAUCCAACCGGCGGAUGCAACGAGUUCGGGUCAACCGAAUGAUCAGUGAAGUGCAAGUGCAAUCCGUGCAAUCCGUUGGUGCAGCGAGUUUGGGUCACGCUAAGGAAGUUUCAGUCUGACCCGUGUUUACGUCAAAAUGGUUAAAAUUGUACAGACGGCCUUACCUAACCGAUCAGCACCAUAUUUAGUCGAAAUCUGAUCACAUAAUUAUUAUAGUUCCAUCAACCAGUUUAUAUAAAUAAAUACGAAAAAAGAGCAAUAUUUUAGGAGAAAAUAGUUAAUUUCGACAUACGCUGAAAUUCGACACACGGUUUCUUCGCGGUCAGCUUUUAUAUCGAUUGUCGGGGACACCCUGUGUGAUGAGCUGCACAUGGUUUAUGCAAUACUGCUAUGAAUGAUCGUUUGCAUACUUUUAGGCGUUUCAUUGUGAAUAUUGUCCAAUUCAGUCGUGUCAAACAUUCUUGUGUGACACUACUAGUUACUAAAGGGAAGGAUUAAAACAACUAUUACAGAAUUAAUAUUUUUUAUUUUCUUUAACGUUUGACUUACGAUUUAUAACCUAUUUUCAAAACCUGCUUUUUUAUAAAACCCGCGAUUUAUAGACUGUUUCGCAAAUCUUUUUUCGACAUUUUAAAAAUGUUGGCACAUUGCCAAUACAUUUUGGAAACUAUUCAAAAAAUUGUGGACAACAUUUGUGAUACUAAUCAGUACUUAGUAAUAACUAAGCAAUCCUUCUGUUGGAGUUGGAGGUAUAAGUUAUCGUCAUCAAUUAAUUAUGAGACGGAUUCAAGCAUGUAAAAAUCAUUGGAAAACUACUACAUAAUCCAUUGAAACCAGGUAUUUCUUUGAAAGGGAAAGAUUAGACUAAAAUUUGUUACCGAGCUACACAGUUCACCGCUUUUACAUAUUCAGAAAACGGUAGUUUUCUGAGUUUAAAAGUUCUCGGAGAAAAUUAUACCUUUUUGACUCAUGAAUAGACAACAGUAA